UUUUUUCUUGCGUUGCUGAGUUAUUCUGGAAGAUAAAUAAUCACUGGCCACAAAGAGCCGUGUAGUUAAGAAGAAGAAGAAGAAAGAAGGGGGGCCUUUAUUCCUUAUAAGGCAUCAUUGGAGUACUUGAGUACUGUGAAUGGGUGUUUGCACUGUUAUUGUUCACAGUCUGUUUCAUGCAGGCAAGAAGCUCAGAACACUACCAGGAAAUUACAAGCGGCUGGUAGCAAAACAAAACGAGCAUUUAGCGAAGCAGCUUCUUCAACUAACAAUCAAGAACGUGACUAUGGGAAAAUCAGCUUCCAAACAGUUUGCAGACGAAGUAUUAAAAGCCCACAAUGACUACAGGAAGAAGCACGGUGUUCCUUCACUAAAACUCUGCAAAAAGUUAAACAGGGAAGCCCAGCAGUAUUCAGAAGCACUUGCUAGCACAAGAACCCUCAAACACAGUCCUGAAUCUAGCAGUGGAAAAUGUGGAGAAAAUCUAGCAUGGGCUUCUUAUGAUCAAUCAGGGAGUGAAGUAGCUGACAGAUGGUAUAAUGAAAUAAAAAAUUACAAUUUUCAGAGCCCGGGAUUUUCCUCUGGGACAGGACAUUUCACAGCAAUGGUUUGGAAGAACACAAAAAAGAUGGGAGUUGGAAAGGCUGCAGCAAGCGACGGCUCCACAUUUGUGGUGGCGAGAUAUGAGCCUGCUGGCAAUAUCGUAAACCCAGGACAUUAUGAACAAAAUGUUCUACCGCCAAAGAAAUAACUUGGUCAGGGGGAAAGGAUUGUUUUAAGCAGCUAACGAAGAGCAAAACUGAGAAUCCAUUCUAUUAGAUUGAACAGACCUUUUUUAUAUUAAAUGAAACUGAAUGGUCCCCUACGUUUUAAAACAAUGUUUAGAACUUACAACAGAAACAUCAGCUUCAGUCAUAUUUAACAGAGAAACAGUCCUGCAUACCAAAAUGCACUUUUGCAUGGAACCAGUGCUAAAGGAUAGAGGAGCUGCAGCAAGGCCAAAACGUGGACUAUGCAAAAAUGAGUCCAUGUGGGAACAUAUUGGUUUAAAACUUUGCAUUUGUGUAAGGUCCCUU
Elgaria multicarinata webbii is the source of this 1076-nucleotide messenger RNA. It is a transcript of the gene GLIPR2, whose product is annotated as GLI pathogenesis related 2. Gene Ontology annotation, cellular component: extracellular region. Lineage: Eukaryota; Metazoa; Chordata; Lepidosauria; Squamata; Anguidae. The transcript is spliced from 5 exons. The record is from RefSeq and is a predicted model, not a curated record. The coding region runs from base 140 to 751 and encodes 203 amino acids.